AUGAAGAGGUUCAUUGUGGUAUUUGCUGCUCUGCAUGCUGUUAUAUCAAAAGAUUUCAACAAAAUAAAUAUAUGUAACUUCAAGACAGAUCAUCGUAUUCAAGUAGAUUUAAAUGAUCAUGGGGAAAUCCACUCUCCAAAUUACCCAGAAUCCUUCGGGGGAGCUUUCUUGUCACCUGCAAGUUGUUACCUGACUCUAUAUGGAUGCCCUGAGUGUAAAAUAGAACUAAGGUUCACAGAGAUUGUGUUGCCUCCUUGCGAUAUUCCUCCACCAACACAAGACACUUGCGUCGAUAAGUGUGAUACUCUGUUUGUUUAUGAGGAGUUCUAUACAGAGAAUACUAUAGCAUAUAUACAGAAACAGAAUGUAUCAAAAGUGUUCACCUCAAUAUCUAACUCAGUCACUCUGAAGUUAUGUAUGGUGAAGAGACUAGAGAAGAGGUUUAAGAUCAACUAUGUAAUUCAAGAAAAGAAGCAAUAUUUUACUCUUGGGCCUAACGGAACAAUUCGGGGUCCCAACUUUCCAAAAGGAUAUGCGAUGCAGGGAGAAAAAUAUUCCUAUUUAAUCAAGAAUCCAGAUGUAAAUGGAUUUAUUCGCAUUGUGUUUGAUGAUUGGAAUUUGAACUCAAAAAGCAGCCAGAUGUUGUUCUAUAAUGAUGAAAGUGAGAAGGAUGUGAUCUUUACAUCAUCGGGUUACUCUCGUAGACCAGCUGUACAGUCAAGUGGACCUGUCCUUUUAGUUGUAUUUAAGUCAGGCUGGGCAGAUGGCAAAAUGAUAGGAUUCAAAGGAACAUAUGAAUUUGUUACAAAAUCAACGUGGACAAAUAAACCAACAACAGCCUGUGGUUCAUACAACAAUGUAUGUUAUAACAAUGGUCUGAUAACCUGUGGAGUGAUCACAUUCAAUAGUUACUCACAGACAGGGUCUGGAUACUUUGAUUGUAACUGGUCUUUAACAACACCCAAAGGUUUCCAUGCCUUCUACCUGAAAUUGAAGACAUUCCGCCUCAAUCAAGGUUGGCGAGAAUGGCUCAAUAGCCUUGAAAUAAGACGUGGUGUAUCAUCAGAUGGUGCCUUACUAGGGCAUUAUAAGGCCAAUGACACCCCUCAAGAUGCUUUUGAUGGAUUUGUUGAUACAAGUGGCUUUUAUGUGAGGCUGAAGGGAGUCUAUCACAUGAGUGACCUGUUAGAAGUUACCUUCACAGCGUUUAUUGUCCCUACAUCACAUGGCUGUGAUCUGUACAGGUACUUCCCCUGUAGUAACGAUAGGUGUGUCAGUAGAGACACUAUGUGUGAUGGUACCAACCACUGUGGAGACAACUCUGAUGAAUCAUUAGCAAGUUGUGAAGCCUCCAAAAUCAAAGUGUGCAAGCCAUAUGAAACACUAUGCUCUAACAAAUACCAGUGUGUACCAAGUACAAAAAUAUGUGACGACUGGCCAGAUUGUCAAAGAACAUCCAGUGAGACUAUUAGCAGUGAUGAACUCAAUUGCAAAGUUACAACUGUAUCAUCAUCGACUUCUAAUAGCUGUGUGGCUCCUACUUGGUUCGAAUGUGACAAUGGUCAGUGUAUUCACAACUGGAAGAAAUGCGACAAUAUUGUUGACUGUGAAGAUAAGUCUGACGAGAAAUCAGCCAUAUGUGACAAAGAGACUUCCAGCAAUGGGUACAACUACUGGCAGGUUGUCAUGCCUGUUGGACUAUCGCUGUGCAUCGCACUAUUUCUUUGUGUAUUAAUACUCUGCAUGAGAAGUCUCUAUAAAAGGAAACAACGGAGGAGACGAAUGCAAGCCGCCCGGUCCAACCUGUCAACAAUAAACAGAUCAAGUCCAGCAGGGGCUGCACCAGGUACAGGGAGACAGACACAGAUAAGUUUCUCUAUCACAUCAACUGAGCUGGGCUUUGACAUGCCAGACAGACAGGCACCUCCGAGCUAUGAUGAUACCAUGAGAUAUGAGGGCAAUGUAAACAUGGCCUUCAGUAACUCGAUGGGCAGAUUAAACCUGGAUGAUCUGCCACCACCACCUGCCUACACCCCCCUGAAUGUAACAGCCACUCAAAACGAUGACAAUUCUGAACCACCAGUGGCUCCCACUAGAUCUGAAAGAAGAAGGCGGCGUAGAAGUCGUUCCCGAAAUACAAACUCGGAAUCAUCUGAGGCAAUAACUUCAGAAAAUAGACCUAAGAGGGGAGUAGAAAUGGCAGUUCAAACUGAAAAUAUCAGUGAUUAUGAUAAUGCUCCAAAAGAUAGUGCUGAAGGUGACCCAGAUCAAGUAGAAAUCACUGUGGCAGCCAAUAGCCCAGCAGUGCCAUCUACAGGUGCCCUGAGGAAGAUUAAAGUUGGGAACAUCUCAAAGUAUAUAGGACGUAAUGAGACAAUGUUGCUUGAUAAAGAUGGCAAGAUGAUCCCUAAUGUGAAAUACACUGUUAGCCCUGUUGAACCACAUUCAAGUGACACUGAUAUCUCUGCUACUAACGUACAUGGAUCACUUGAUAGAGAUAAAUGUAAAACUGUUGACAACCUAGAAAACGUUAGUGAUGAGAAUUGUGAUGGUGUAAAAUGUAAAAGUGAAGAUCCCAAUAGUGAUGUUCUUAUAUUGGAGGCCAGUAAUGAUAUUAAGAAUCCUUCUCAAUCAAAACAAAGAAGCAGUAGUGAACAAGCACUGAAAACUCUUUUUGACUCAAAUGAUCAAUCCCUGUCUGACCUUGACCCUUCGAAGCAGACGGAUCCAUCAACAAGACCACCAACUCCACCUAUAUCGAAAUACCCAACAUUGGGUAGAAGUCAGAGUGAACAUUCCAUACCCCAGUUAGGAUAUCCUACCCCCACGGGAUCAAGUGGGUCUAUCCCAAGGGUGUCCUCUACUGGGAAGCUUUUGCAUUCCAGUCAUAAUUUAGUUGGUUGUGACAAUCCAGCAUUUAGUGCAGUGCUUGAUAAGCAAUAUUUGAAGUUUAGUUCAGACAUAUCGUUGUCAGAUGAUGAGUGUACUGUGUGAGAUAUGAAAGCCAGUCAGCGAAGAUUGUACAUGAAUGAACAUAUAGCAUCUGUAUAAUGAGUAUACAGUAUAUAU
This is a messenger RNA of Owenia fusiformis, 3069 nucleotides long. The record is from the annotation of a GenBank genome assembly. Lineage: Eukaryota; Metazoa; Annelida; Polychaeta; Sabellida; Oweniidae.